Molecule: messenger RNA, 865 nt
Organism: Syngnathus typhle (broad-nosed pipefish)
Lineage: Eukaryota; Metazoa; Chordata; Actinopteri; Syngnathiformes; Syngnathidae
Gene: meiob
Product: meiosis specific with OB-fold
Exons: 5
Coding region: 41-637 (198 amino acids)
Biological process (GO): resolution of meiotic recombination intermediates
Molecular function (GO): single-stranded DNA binding; single-stranded DNA 3'-5' DNA exonuclease activity
Source: RefSeq, a predicted model, not a curated record
UUGCUUGAUUCACGAUAGAACUACUGCAUAUUCUUUCCAGAUGGUGGUCGGCAUAAUAAUAGGAAAAACUGAUAUUAAGCACUCCCCCGCCAGAAAAGAUGCUAGAGUGGACAGACUCCUUUUUGGCUUCACAAUUAAGGACUCUCCUGACUUCUUCAUCAAUGUGUUGGCCCUGGGAAGUGACGGUUACAUUAAUACGAUGUCCAACAGUUACAAUAUCGGUGAUGUUGUCACUAUAGAAAAUCCAUUGGUGGCCAUCAAAGAUUCAGAGAAGGAGGAAAGAUUCUCUCCGACGACACCAAGUCCCUACAGGCUGAUACUGUCAGAGUUUUUUUCUCAAGUGCAUCUUUGUGUGGACAUGGUCACCAAAGACCGCUUGCUGCCACUGAUUCACAUCCCAGUUAAGGACUCCAAGGACUUCUACAAUCUGGGAGAUAUCCAGGCCAGCGGGAAGAAUCUGGACGGAUCGUUCAUAAACAUACUCGCUGCUGUGAAAGGAAUCGGCGAGAUGAAACUAUUUCAGAAAUCAGAUGGAUCCCCAGGACAGAGGAUGGAAGUAAAGCUUUUUGAUGAAUUGGUCUCAUCCUUCUCACUGGUUUGGUGUGCCUCUCGCUUCAGUGUUGUGUAUUUGUGCUAAACUCUGAGACCUCUCCAGACUAACUUCCCGACCUCCGAUUAAUUCGCAGUUGGGACAGAGAAGCCAUUAAGCAAGUUCAGACUUCUGUGUGCAAAGGGAGCGGUAGGAAUGAAUGUUAUUACUAGCUGUCACGUCCUAUUAACAUUUCCAUACUAGACGCAAGCAUAACUGGAGACUUGAGAUGUUAUUUUUGAGAUAACUUACGCGUGUUUUGACUCGAUUCCUCGU